Molecule: messenger RNA, 1352 nt
Organism: Glycine soja
Lineage: Eukaryota; Viridiplantae; Streptophyta; Magnoliopsida; Fabales; Fabaceae
Product: probable calcium-binding protein CML21
Exons: 5
Coding region: 296-985 (229 amino acids)
Molecular function (GO): calcium ion binding
Source: RefSeq, a predicted model, not a curated record
GAGCAGCACAAACGUAGGCUGUGACACAAGGCCCAGACUCAGUUAACAAACAAACAAACCUCACUUUCCUAAUCUUAAGUUUGGUAUUCAUCUGUGUCAAUGUUCAUGCAUCUUUCUUCCUCCCAGAAACCACUUUUUUCUUUCUUUUUUGUUCUUUUUUCAUUUCAGGUUGUUCACCAGUUUGAGUUGUUGGAUCUCCUCCACUGCUUCUUCUCCUGAUCCUGUUCUGUUUCAAAUUUCAACCCAAGGAGCUUGGGAACAAACUCCUGCUCCUUCUUCUCCUUGGUCAUAGGCAAUGGGAGGUGCACUGGGAAAGAGUGAAUCACCUAGAAAGGGAUCGAUGCCAGAAACUAAGCUCGAGGCUAAAAUGGUUGAAGCAAUGCAGCGGAGGGAAUCUCAAGGAAGUUCCGUGAAAUCAUUCAACACUAUAAUCUUGAAAUUCCCAAAGAUUGAUGAGAGCCUUAGAAAAUGCAAAGCCAUAUUUGAGCAGUUUGAUGAGGAUUCUAAUGGGGCAAUAGAUCAAGAGGAGUUGAAAAAGUGUUUCAGUAAGCUGGAAAUUUCUUUUUCCGAGGAGGAAAUAAAUGAUCUUUUUGAAGCAUGUGAUAUUAACGAGGAUAUGGGAAUGAAGUUCAAUGAGUUUAUUGUACUUCUUUGUGUUGUCUACCUUCUCAAGAAUGACCCUGCAGCUCUUCAUGCUAAAUCACGAAUUGGGAUGCCAAAGCUGGAGGGCACAUUUGAGACUUUGGUUGAUACAUUUGUAUUCUUAGACAAGAACAAGGAUGGAUAUGUCAGCAAAAAUGAGAUGGUCCAAGCUAUAAACGAAACUACAUCAGGGGAGCGUUCUUCUGGAAGAAUAGCCAUGAAAAGAUUUGAAGAAAUGGAUUGGGAUAAAAAUGGAAUGGUUAACUUCAAGGAGUUUCUAUUUGCUUUUACACGUUGGGUUGGAAUUGAUGAAGUUGACGAUGAGGAAAAUGACGAGGCUUAAAUCAUUUCAUCUAAAUAUCUGACUGCCUCUUCAGCCAAGGCAAAAGGGUUUUUCUGGUUUUCCCUUGCAAUAAAGGCCAAGUUGCUGCACGUUGAAUUUUAAAGAAACUGUCAUUCCUGAAGUUCGUUAUGUAAAUAGUAAGUGUAGAGCUAAGUGCCGUAUUGAAGAAAUGUUCAAAUUUACGGAUUAAAUGCUACUACCAUAGUGAUUAUGUAUCGGUUGCUGCUUCUUUCUCUUUCUCGCUUAGUAUUCAAUUCUGCUAUGUAUUGAACUAUAAAUAGCCUGUGCUAGUGCACUACAAUAAUGAGAGGCAAACUGGCAAAGUGCAUAUCUACUCAUUAAGUAGUUUAGCCCUUCCUAAAGAGCA